Cajanus cajan (pigeon pea) is the source of this 1467-nucleotide messenger RNA. Its product is annotated as bifunctional protein FolD 2. Gene Ontology annotation, biological process: tetrahydrofolate interconversion. The record is from RefSeq and is a predicted model, not a curated record. Gene Ontology annotation, molecular function: methenyltetrahydrofolate cyclohydrolase activity; methylenetetrahydrofolate dehydrogenase (NADP+) activity. Gene Ontology annotation, cellular component: cytosol. NCBI's taxonomy places the organism in Eukaryota, Viridiplantae, Streptophyta, Magnoliopsida, Fabales, Fabaceae.
UGUAACAAGUGGUUGCAUAGAGGAAGUUUAUAACAUUGGAGCAAACGACAUGUCGUUGAGGUGCGUCUGGUGAUAUUGAGACCAUUUCCGAAGUGAUAAGAGAUUGGUAGCAACAGACAACAGUUACAGAAGGUCUCAGCUCUUGCUCACUCUCACAAAUGGCGACCGUCAUCGACGGCAAAGUCGUUGCACAAACUAUCCGAUCUGAAAUCGCCCAAGAGGUGCGUCUCCUCUCUAACAAAUACGGCAAGGUUCCUGGAUUAGCAGUGGUCAUAGUAGGGAACCGAAAGGAUUCACAAAGCUAUGUCGGAAUGAAGAGAAAAGCCUGCGCUGAAUUGGGAAUCAAAUCCUUCGAUAUCGACCUUCCCGAGCAAGUUUCCCAAGAUGAAGUAAUCAAGCAAGUUCAUGACUUGAAUGCUAACCCCGAUGUUCAUGGUAUAUUGGUUCAGCUUCCGUUGCCUAAGCACAUAAAUGAAGAGAAGGUUCUCACUGAAAUUAGCAUUGAGAAGGAUGUAGAUGGCUUUCACCCUUUGAACAUUGGCAAGCUUGCAAUGAAAGGCAGAGACCCCCUGUUCCUUCCCUGCACCCCCAAGGCAUGUAUUGAACUAUUACAGCGAAGUGGUGUAAGUAUAAAGGGAAAGAAGGCAGUUGUGGUUGGUAGAAGCAACAUAGUUGGAUUACCAGCUUCAUUGCUGCUUUUGAAAGCUGAUGCUACAGUUACUAUUGUCCAUUCACACACAAGUCAAUCAGAGAGUAUCGUACGUGAAGCAGAUAUUGUUAUUGCAGCAGCAGGACAGCCAAUGAUGAUCAAGGGCAGUUGGAUCAAACCUGGAGCUGCUGUCAUUGAUGUUGGCACUAAUGCUGUUGAUGACCCAACAAGGAAGUCUGGUUACAGGCUUGUUGGAGAUGUAGAUUUUCAGGAAGCAUCUAAAGUUGCUGGUUGGAUUACUCCUGUUCCAGGUGGAGUAGGUCCAAUGACAGUCACAAUGUUGCUGAAGAAUACUUUGGAUGGAGCCAAGCGCCACAUUGAGCAAAAUAACUGAUCUUCCUUUAAUUUGAAUAAAGAAAGGUACUUACUUCUAGGUGAAAUUUUUUGGAGAAUUGGUUUUAUCUUCAAUUUGGCUUCUGCUAAGGUCGAUGAAUGUAUUUUAUGAAAUCGCAAGGAUCGGUUAUCAAAAUAGAUAAGUAUGUAAAAUUGGUUCGACCAAUUAAUAGUCUUGUUGCUUAGAUCCCCCUUAAGCAUCUUGAGUAAAAGUCCAAAAUUGUCUUCCCCGCUUUCCCCUCCCCAAAAGAAAAGGAUAGUCGAUGUUGUAUGAUUGGUGAGGUUGAAUAUCAAUCAAAUAAAAAGUACCAAGAAAAUUACUUGUUGCAACUUUCAGGUUGUUAGUAAUAUGUACACUGUGUCGAAAUAGAAAUGUCGAAAAAACAUGUAAUGCCUCUUGUCAUUGGCGGAUCCUCAUACAAAAA